GCUGCCACCGUGUCUCGCUCGCGGGUACCGGUCCGUCGAUCUGUCGACGAACGACAAGGAUCAUCCUCGAAGACGCUUCCGCGCGAUGAUCGCUGAUGCGUUCGAUGAUUCCGAGGGCAGGACAGGUUGGAUUUUAUCGGUCAACGACAUCGAAGACCAGGUUUCACGGCGAGACGGGACGAUAACGCGAGUUUCGGCGUUAGAUCGGGAGUGAAAAUUCGUGGCUCGUCGGGCAAGGGGCGUCGUUAGAGGCGAAUCGCGUGCCAACUUUCAAUCUCUGCGUCGAAUGCCCGCUACGCACGCCAAGAUCGCGUUUAAAGCGGCCACCGCAUCCUAUAAAUCCAGAUUUCCGCGAUUCCAGUGAACCAGUCCGCGGCCGGCCGCGUAUAUAUGUCGCGCGGCUCCUCUGGCAGAUCAUUAGACCAGCGUGGAGGAGCGUUAAGAGCGAUGAAAGUGUAGCGGAGCGUGUUAUGCAAAACAGCGCGUCGGGGGAACCAGAAAAGCCUGAUCCCGCUGAUCGAUCCGCUCCGCCGUCGUUGCCGCCGCCGCCGCCGCCGCCGCCGCGAAUUCGAGGCGAGCGUCCGGGAAUGCGUCACUCCGACGCGGAUCGAUUCCAUUUCCACGACCGUUUCUACGUCCUACGAGUUUCGAAACCUGAACCGGCCCACGCUUCCACGGCACGGCUGGGACGAUCGAUCGGAGAUGGUGAACGAGGAAGAAUGACAGCAGUCGCUCAGCUCGAUCCCCGUCAUCGUGCCGUAUAGCCUCGUCGAGGGCGAGGACUAGUCUUUCGUUCCGUACGAACUUUGAUCUCUCCACGGCGGAUUCCACGGCCUGGAAUCCCUGAGAAUUGAAUUGCAAAUCGCCGGUGGGACAUGGAUCGGUUCGAGAACGUUUCGAGCCUGCCGCGGUGAUCGAAAGUCGAGCGCCAGCUCCGCUCGGCCGCAGCACCCGAGCAAAUAUGUCGGUCGCGGGCACCAGGAGGCUAUGCAGAGCGGGCCUAGUCGCCGUGCUGGUCACCGCGUUGUGCGUGUUGACUCUGCUCGAUUCGCCGCCGCAACUCCCGGAUCCACCGGCGGAUCCUCCUCCCACGCCUGGUGGCGAACCCCCGGGCACAAGAAGCAUCGUGGCUUACUCGUGGGCGCGGAGAUUGGCACUCGAUUACAGACCCUCCAAGGAGUGCGACGGUAAUGGAACGUACGGAACGACGUUAAAUACGUUCAAGUUAGCCGACGCGAAGUGGCUCGAGACAAUCCCCGGACAGCUCUUCCUGUACAGCGCCCACUUGGACCUGAGAGUGGCCGGUUACCCAAGCCUCAGGGUGAUUGGCGUUAAACGUGGACCUCUGCCGACCUCUGGCCUUUUCUGCACCGUUUGGUACGAGGAGGAAGAUCGAGGCAGAGCCGUCAGCGUGGAGGCGCUAGUGUCCACGAUUUGGUUGGACGAGUGGGGUGAAACGGUGGACAGCUACGCGGGGAUCCUCGUCGGCUGUCAAUUACCACCUGACGCGGCUAUCGAGCCGUCCAAGGUGUACGUAGGCCUGGAGCCCUGCCACCAGAAUGCUAGUCAUAGUUUAGCGAUAAACGGGGAGGACAGGAACGAGACGGAGGAACGUCGCAGGCAGUUCACCCUGUGCAUCAAGGGUCUGGACUUCGACGAGGACAUCUCGUCCAAGAUCGUCGCGUUCGUCGAGCUGCACCGCAUACUGGGCGCCGAGCUCUUCUACUUCUACGUGUUCAACGUGCACGAGAACGUUCUAAGGGUGCUCAGGCUGUACGAACGAUCCAACGUGAUCAGAUGGUUCAACCUCACGCUACCGGGCGACCUGCCGAACGAGAGGAUCGCGAGGAGGCGGUUCCUCAGCGAGGACAUCUGGAUCAAGAGACGUAUGGAGCUGAUACCCUACAAUCACUGCUUCUACGAUAAUCUUCACCGAUCGGAAUUCGUGCUGCCGAUCGACAUCGACGAGGCGAUCGUCCCGGCCAGGAGGAGGAACUGGUAUGAAUUGCUGCUGGACGAGAGGAUCAAGCUUGGCAGGAGCUUCAAGGACUUUGCCUCGUACGCCGUCAGAAACGCGUAUUUCUUUCGAGAGUUGCAAAUUAGGAAUCAAACCGAUCGUGCCACGCUCGAUUACAACGCGACGAAUUUCCUGGCCGACCUGGACUACCUGGACACGAUCAGGACGGCUUGCAUCUCGCCGGAAGGUGACUCGGUGAAGAGCUUCGUCUCCACGAGGCGCGCGUUGACGGUGCACAAUCAUUACGCACUGACCACGUUGAAUCCUUCGACCAGACGGGCCCACCACUUUGACCCGGAAGACGUUUUGAAGCAUCAUCACAGGGUCUGCGACGAGAGACACCUGGACUGUGAACUUUUGAUGGAGGACGUUACGGUCGACGAGUCCGCGCUCAGGUACGCGGACGAGCUGAAAAGGAGGAUGAGGCUGUUCUUCAGCGACCUCAACGCAUUCGAGUAG
Molecule: messenger RNA, 2476 nt
Organism: Eufriesea mexicana
Lineage: Eukaryota; Metazoa; Arthropoda; Insecta; Hymenoptera; Apidae
Exons: 3
Coding region: 962-2476 (504 amino acids)
Cellular component (GO): cytoplasm
Molecular function (GO): glycosyltransferase activity
Source: RefSeq, a predicted model, not a curated record